Clonostachys solani is the source of this 243-nucleotide messenger RNA. The record is from the annotation of a GenBank genome assembly. Lineage: Eukaryota; Fungi; Ascomycota; Sordariomycetes; Hypocreales; Bionectriaceae.
AUGGCCCUCCUCGGUUCUCUUGCUAUGGCGCCCCUUAGGUCUGGGUCUGGGUCUUGCUAUAUGGUGGCCGCCACGGUGUCCACCAUGGCCCUCCUCGGUUCUCUUGCUAUGGCGCCCCUUAGGUCUGGGUCUAGGUGGUCCUGCAAUAUGGUGGCCGCCACGGUGUCCACCAUGGCCCUCAUCUCUCUCCUCAAUAUCAGAAGCAACAACAAGAGUAGCGAUAGAAGCGGCGAGGAAUGCUGA